This is a messenger RNA of Hyla sarda, 3517 nucleotides long. RefSeq names its product hyaluronan synthase 3 (gene HAS3). The record is from RefSeq and is a predicted model, not a curated record. Gene Ontology annotation, biological process: extracellular matrix assembly; hyaluronan biosynthetic process. The transcript is spliced from 4 exons. Bases 391 to 2028 code for a protein of 545 amino acids. Gene Ontology annotation, molecular function: hyaluronan synthase activity. NCBI's taxonomy places the organism in Eukaryota, Metazoa, Chordata, Amphibia, Anura, Hylidae.
CAGAACAAAGGGGUGCAGUGUAGAGUGCCACAUAGAUGAACACAGAGGGGUGCAGUGUAGAGUGCAAGAAAGAUGAGCAAAGUGGGGAAUAACAUUGUAUAGAUCCCUAUAAAGAGUGCAGCAUAGAAAAAAUCAUAUGGGAACUGACCAGAUCCCUAUGAGAGAGAGGAGUGCAAUGUAGAGUGCUGCAGUGUAUGCAUGAAGUGCAGAGAUUGCUGGAGCUGCAGUAGGGCAGAGGUGAGAAGAAUUCCUAGGACCAGUAGUGAUGAGACAAUCCAGGAUGGAUGAAGAAGAAAGCCAUAGAACACCCAGGCUUAUUGUCUUCUGCUGGGAGAGGGAAGAUGCUCAUUGCUACAAUUGAGGAAUAAUCCACAUAGGGGCAAAUGUAAGAUGCCUGGACGUCUGAAGACGGCCCUGAGGAUCUUAGGCACAAGCCUAUUUGCUGUGCUGGUGUUGGGGGGUAUCCUUGCGGCUUAUGUGACUGGGUACCAAUUCAUUCACACAGACCGCCAUCAUCUCUCCUUUGGGCUGUAUGGAGCUAUUUUGGGUCUGCAUCUCCUCACUCAGAGCCUUUUCGCUUACCUGGAGCACAAACAAAUGCGGAAAGAUGGCAAAGGACUUCCAGGAACCUCCAGGGUAGCCCUCUGCAUUGCAGCCUAUCAAGAAGACCCAGAAUACCUAAGGAAAUGUCUCCAGUCGGCCAGGCGGAUCUCCUACCCACACCUCCGAGUUGUCAUGGUGAUUGACGGAAAUUCGGAGGAUGAUAGGUACAUGAUGGACAUUUUUCGUGAGGUGAUGGGAUCGGAAGGCACUUGCUGCUAUAUCUGGGACAACAAUUAUCACUUUGCACAAGAAGAUGGUCAGGAGGGUGAGCGGGGAGUUCAGGAAAUGGUCCAGAAGUUUCCAUACACCUGUAUCAUGCAGAAGUGGGGAGGAAAGCGAGAAGUGAUGUACACUGCAUUCCGGGCUCUUGGAGAUAGUGUUGACUAUGUGCAGGUUUGUGAUUCGGACACAGUACUUGACCCAGCAUGCACUGCAGAGAUGUUGCGUAUACUGGAAGAGGACCCCAAAGUGGGUGGAGUUGGAGGAGAUGUGCAGAUCCUGAACAAAUAUGACUCCUGGAUCUCCUUCCUGAGCAGUGUGCGAUAUUGGAUGGCAUUUAAUGUAGAACGAGCUUGCCAGUCCUACUUUGGUUGUGUACAGUGUAUAAGUGGCCCUCUGGGAAUGUAUCGGAACAGCCUGCUGCAGUACUUCCUGGAGGACUGGUACCAUCAAACCUUCUUGGGUCAGAAGUGCAGCUUUGGAGACGACCGACAUCUCACCAAUCGAGUGUUGAGCAUGGGUUAUAGGACUAAGUACACAGCGCGCUCCAAGUGCCUGACUGAGACCCCCACUAAGUAUUUGCGCUGGUUAAAUCAGCAGACUCGGUGGAGUAAGUCAUAUUUUCGGGAAUGGCUAUAUAAUGCACUAUGGUUCCACAAGCAUCACCUUUGGAUGACCUAUGAGUCUGUGGUCACCGGCUUUUUUCCUUUUUUUCUUGUGGCUACAGUAGUGCAACUCUUUUACCGUGGUCGUAUCUGGAACAUAAUGCUUUUUCUUUUGACCGUGCAGCUAGUGGGAAUCGUGAAGGCAACCUACGCUUGCUUCCUGCGUGGUAAUGCAGAAAUGAUCUUUAUGUCCUUGUAUUCUCUUUUAUACAUGACCAGCCUGCUACCUGCUAAAAUGUUUGCGGUGCUCACUAUCAACAAGUCUGGAUGGGGAACCUCUGGCAGGAAGAAGUUGGUGGUGAACUUCAUGGGUAUGGUGCCAGUGUCAGUCUGGUUCUGUGUCCUUCUUGGUGGUCUUGUGUAUACAGCAUACUGCCAAAGCCAAGAUCCCUUUACAGAGACUGAACUAUUAUUCUUGGUGACUGGAGCAAUCUUAUAUGGCUGUUACUGGCUGGCAUUGCUCAGCUUGUAUCUGGCUAUAGUAGCUAGACGCUGUGGAAAGAAGCAAGAGCUGUAUAACUUGGCAUUAUCAGAAGUGUGAAUAAGGGGGAUUGAAUAGAAAUGUUUAAUAGAUGACUGGGAAUAUGGUGGAGCCAACCAAAUAUAACACCGGUAGGCUGUGCUUUUCAAAGAUGGUAAAGUAUGAUCCUAUGAGGUCUUCUUUUGGGAGUUGGGACAAAAGUAGAAGGACUCGUUUUGCAGAAGGCAGUUCUCACCAGCAAUGACUUACAGAGACUUUACUAUGCAAACAUAUACCUCAGGCAAAUCAACAUAAAGAGCAAUUUGCCAAAGCAAUAAGAGCCAUAGUUGGCCCAGCCUUAACAUAUCCAUAAAUGCCAUAAUGGUUAAUGGUACGGUGCCAUGAAUCUGUUAAACUGUGAGGAAGUUCUCACACCAGCAGCAGGAAGAGGCUACUUGAAUGAAGAUAUCUAAGGAUAAUGCCCAUAGGUCAUUACCCACAGCAAAUAGGUAGAUUCCUAGAGAAUAAUAUGAUCAUCAAAGGGCAUAACAUUAUACAAUGGAGCCUCUAAUACCAGGCUGCCGGUUACACGGAGUAACAGUGACACUGAGUAAUCUGUAGUCAUAGUUAUUUCUAACAUAAAUGAGAUUUACAUGGCAUUGGUUCAAAAUGUUUAUGGUUACAUAUCUGAGAAAUGUAAAAGCAGACCUGAUGUGAUAAAGAUUCUCAUUUCAAUAACAUAUAGGGAUUAGUGCAAUAAGAUGUAAAUUUAUAAAAACCUUCCGUACUUGUGGAUGGGAGUUUUUAUACAAUAGUGGCACAACUAGUUAUGUCUGCUUCUGGGAAAGCUGAGUGACAACCGAUAUGAUCACCAAUGGACAAGAUACAGUUAAAGCUCUCUGUGAAGUCAAAUGUAUCCUAUCUACUCACAGUUAAGAAUGUUUUUACCGUUACAGUGGGAUUUUUUAAUCUGAUGAAUUUCAAUUUUAAAUGGAAGCUGUCAUCUGCAUAUUGCCUCCCAAACUGGCCCACAGUACCUUAUACAUCUGAUAAAUUGCAUUCGGACCAUGUUUUCAUAUGUAUCAUGUGAUGCCACUAUCAGCAGGAAAACAAGUUGGUGCUUUUGCCACAAGCAAAUGAGAUGUAUCUAGUCACGGUGAAGGGUCUGUGGCUGCUUACAGUAAAGAUAGCCCCACCAUCAUCACUCCCAGCCAUGCUUGGUUGACAACAUCCUUGAGUGUAAAGAGUGUCUCUGCAUUCAUGGACGCAAAGACAUGGAAUCAGGCAUAGCUUGGGGUGAGGAUGGCUCAGCCAUAGUGACUGUAAACAGUCACAUCCCCUUCACGGUGACUGGAUACAUCUAAUUUGCGUAUGGCGUGAGUGCAGACCAAAAUAGUUUUUCUGCAGAUAGCCAUAGAAUUGAAUGGCACGUUUAAAGACAUGGUCAGAACACAAUUUAACUUACAUGGGCACUGUGAGAUUCAAAAACUUUUUAUAUGUUGUACAUCUUGGCAAAACAUCAACCUUUCUAAUAUACAUCAUAAGAAAAUGUUAUCUCCUUUUUAUACAA